UACCUCCACUAGCCGUUGCAAAACCCAAUACUCAAAUCUCUGGAGAGACAGAGAGAAGCGAAGAGCUAGCAAUUCUUAUAGGGUUUCGCUUUCUUCCCAAUCAAGAACGCCAUCGACAAGAUCGAUUCCAUUUAUGUAGAGAAAAGAUGAUGUCUCUUACUCCUGAUCAGUUCCGAAAGGUGGGGUUGGGAGUUUCGCCAUCUCCAUCGCCAUUUUAUACUCCUAGGCCUGAACGGCGUCGGGCGGACUCCAGAGCAUUUGAGGUGAACUCGAAUCGGCAGGAGAAAGAUCGGGAGGUCAACAUUCAAGUUUUGCUCAGAUGCAGGCCAUUAAGUGAUGAUGAGCAAAGGUUGAACAUCCCAAAGGUCGUAACAUGUUACGAGCAUAAAAGAGAAGUCACUGUUCUGCAAAAUGUAGCUAAUAAACAAGUGGAUAGAGUUUUCACCUUUGAUAAGGUUUUUGGGCCAAAAGCCCAGCAGCGAUCAAUAUAUGACCAAGCCAUUGUCCCCAUUGUAAACGAAGUUCUUGAAGGCUUCAACUGCACUGUCUUUGCAUAUGGGCAGACAGGCACUGGCAAAACAUAUACAAUGGAAGGGGGCAUGAGAAACAAGAGUGGUGAAUUGCCUGCUGAGGCUGGUGUUAUCCCUAGAGCAGUUCGACAAAUUUUUGAUACACUGGAGGCACAAAAUGCAGAUUACAGUAUGAAAGUGACAUUCUUGGAACUUUACAAUGAAGAAAUUACAGAUCUUUUGGCUCCUGAAGACUACUCUAGGACUCUGGAAGAUAGGCAAAAAAAACCAAUUACCCUGAUGGAGGAUGGGAAGGGUUGUGUGAUUGUAAGAGGCCUUGAAGAAGAAGCUGUAUAUAGUGCAAACGAAAUUUAUAAUCUCUUGGAACGAGGAGCAGCUAAAAGGCGAACUGCAGAUACCUUGUUAAACAAGCGUAGCAGCCGUUCUCAUUCUGUAUUUACCAUUACAAUCUACGUUAAAGAAGCAACUGUAGGAGAUGAGGAUCUCAUCAAAUGUGGAAAGCUUAAUCUUGUUGACUUGGCAGGGUCAGAGAAUAUUUCUCGUUCAGGUGCACGAGAGGGUCGUGCAAGAGAAGCCGGAGAAAUAAACAAGAGCUUACUUACCUUGGGCAGAGUCAUAAAUGCCCUUGUGGAACGCUCUGCUCAUACACCUUACAGGGACAGUAAGCUAACAAGGCUGCUAAGAGAUUCACUGGGAGGGAAAACAAAAACUUGCAUUAUUGCGACAAUUUCUCCAUCUGCUUAUUGUUUGGAGGAAACUUUAAGCACACUAGAUUAUGCCUACCGUGCUAAAAACAUAAAGAACAAGCCAGAGGCAAACCAAAAAAUGUCCAAGGCAGUAUUGCUCAAGGACUUGUACUUGGAAAUUGAUAGGAUGAGACAAGAUGUUCGAGCAGCCAGGGAAAAGAAUGGCGUCUAUAUUCCACAUGAAAGAUAUGCUCAGGACGAAGCUGAAAAGAAGGCAAAGAAUGAGAAGAUAGAGCAAUUAGAGAUUGAUUUCAACCUAUGUGAGAAGAAAGUUGAUGAAUUUCGUGAGCUCUAUCUUACAGAGCAAGAAGAGAAAUUAGAGUUAGACAGUGAACUCAAACACUGCAAGAUAAAUCUGGAAAACACUAACAAGGCAUUGGAGCAUAUUCAAGAGAACCACAAGAUAGCCAUAACAAAACUCAAGGAAAAGGAAUUUUUCAUCUCCCAACUUCUCCACUCAGAAAAUUCUUUAAUUGACCAUGCAAAGGAGUUGCGGACCAAUUUGCAAGAUGCAUCAGAGGACAUAUCUGUUUUAUUUACCAAAUUAGAUCAGAAAAAUCAAUUGGAAGUAGAAAACCAAGGACUGCUUCUGACUUUUGGUUCGCAGCUUGAUCAGAGUCUGAAAGACCUGCACAAGACCCUCCUGGGUUCAGUUUCUCAACAACAGCAACAAAUGAGAUGCAUGGAGGAGCAUGUUGCUUCAUUUCUUGCUAGUAAAUAUGAUGCAACCCAGGCGCUGGAAUUUAGGAUCAAAAAGAUGUCAGAGAUAUAUACUUCUGGAGUCACAACCCUGAAGGAGCUUGCUAAUUCAUUACAAACUAAUGCUUCUUCAGACCUAGACCAGAUCAAGUCUACAAUGGAAUGCAAAAUUAGUGCACUUGAUAAUUUCUUUAAAAAUGCAGUUUUGGAGGCCAAGGAUGUAAUUUGUGAUAUCCAAAAUUCUCUUAAUGAGCAAAAACAGCUAUUGGCUUUCUCUGCCCGACAGCAACAAGAUGGAUUGCAUCAAAGUAUGGCUUCUGCAGAAGUGAUUUCAAAAGCAACAACAGGUUUCUUUAAUGACCUUAGCCAACGUGCUUCUGAACUGAUGACACUUCUUAAACAAAGCCAGGUUGAUAAAUCUCACCAACUGGCAACUUUUGAGGGAAUGUUUAAGGAAAAAGCUGCUAAAGAAGAGAAGCAGGCAAUGGAGAAAAUCGCAGCAAUAUUAGCUUCUUUGACAGCUAAUAAAACAGCUAUGGUUUCAGGGGCCUCAAGAGAUUUGGAGGAAUGCAAUACACAAGAGAAUAGGAGGUUGCUGCAAGAACUAUCCAGUAUGCAGAAAGUUUCAGAUGAUGCAAGGAACGAGUUGAAAGAAUACUUAGAGAAGGUGAAAGGCCAUUUCUUGGAAGACACAUUUACAUCUGCAGAAACCAGAGCUACAAUAGAAAGUUGCCUCCAGGAGUGCUCAAAUAGGGUCAACUACUCUAGACAGCAGUGGGAAAAUGCACAGCUAUCCAUCAACCAUCUCAAUAAGAGCAGUAUUGCAGAGAUGGAAUCGACUAUAAUGGCAAAAGUUAACUUGAAUCAGGCUGCAUAUGAGAAGAUGGUCUCUACAUCUGCAUCCAUUAAUGAAGAAUUUGAAGCGAAAGCCUGUGACAUGCUGGCAGCAGUUCAAAAUUCACUGAUGCUGGACCAGGAAGCUAAGAAGGAGAUAGAUUUUAUGUCUACCAUGUGCCUGGAUGAACUCAAGAAUGUUAGAGAGAACCAUACUGAGGGCAUAACAAAUAUCAGAAACCGAGCAGAGCAGUGUCUGAGGAAAGAUUAUUUGGUUGAUCAACAUACAACUCCUAAGAUGAAAGUAAUAGCAGUCCCUAGCUUGGAGUCUAUUGAGGAAAUGAGAACACCUGCCAUCGAAGAUCUUAUGGGAAAAUUUGCCCCAGAGAACAGACCAAAUUUGGCUGGCACAGAAAGCAAGAUCCAACUGCAACAUCGGCCAUUUGUUGGAGUAUCACCGAAUAGGACUCCUUUUGCAGAUGUCAACUGAUGUUGAUCAGCAUUGCCAAAUAAACUAGCUUCAGAUGUCAUCUUGUGGUAAGCAUGUUUAAAAGUGUUAGCAGGCAUUUGGAUUAAAGGAAAGCUUGAGCAGCUUUGCCUGUUGUAUAUUAUGCGAUGAGUACUAAAUUAAACUGCAAAACACUCAUCAACUGAUGAGUAACAUUCCAUUUCAGGUAGACAGUUAGAAGAAUCCAUGAACACACUGAAUUGCAACAUUCUUUGUCAUGAUUUGUAUCUUACUGUUAAAUGUUAAAUUUUCUCAUAGUAUUAGUAUUUGAUAAUAGCAAUCUCAAAGUGUUUUAUGAUCAGCAA
Diospyros lotus (date-plum) is the source of this 3622-nucleotide messenger RNA. RefSeq names its product kinesin-like protein KIN-5B. Bases 147 to 3299 code for a protein of 1050 amino acids. The record is from RefSeq and is a predicted model, not a curated record. The transcript is spliced from 24 exons. Gene Ontology annotation, molecular function: plus-end-directed microtubule motor activity; microtubule binding; ATP binding. NCBI's taxonomy places the organism in Eukaryota, Viridiplantae, Streptophyta, Magnoliopsida, Ericales, Ebenaceae. Gene Ontology annotation, biological process: microtubule-based movement.